Molecule: messenger RNA, 1851 nt
Organism: Apus apus (common swift)
Lineage: Eukaryota; Metazoa; Chordata; Aves; Apodiformes; Apodidae
Gene: MFAP1
Product: microfibril associated protein 1
Exons: 9
Coding region: 87-1406 (439 amino acids)
Biological process (GO): mRNA splicing, via spliceosome
Cellular component (GO): U2-type spliceosomal complex
Molecular function (GO): RNA binding
Source: RefSeq, a predicted model, not a curated record
UCCGGCGGAAGUUCCGCUGUUGCAGCUCCGGGCGAGCGGCUGCGCGGAGCGGCGGUCCAGGAGCGCUCGGCCCGGCCGCCGCCGCCAUGGCGGUCCCCAGCGCCCUGAUGAAGCAGCCGCCCAUCCAGUCCACGGCGGGCGCCGUGCCCGUCCGCAACGAGAAGGGGGAGCUGUCCAUGGAGAAGGUGAAGGUGAAGCGGUACGUGUCGGGGAAGCGGCCCGACUAUGCACCCAUGGAGUCCUCGGAGGAGGAGGACGAGGAGUUCCAGUUCAUCAAGAAGGCGAAGGAGCAGGAGGUGGAGCCCGAGGAGCAGGAGGAGGAGUUGGCCAACGACCCCCGGCUCCGCCGCCUGCAGAACCGCAUCGCCGAGGAUGUGGAGGAGCGGCUGGCGAGACACCGCAAGAUCGUGGAGCCCGAGGUGGUCGGAGAAAGCGACUCGGAGGUGGAGGGGGAGGCGUGGCGCCUGGAGCGGGAGGACACCAGCGAGGAGGAGGAGGAGGAGAUCGAUGAUGAGGAGAUCGAGCGCCGGCGCGGGAUGAUGCGCCAGCGGGCGCAGGAGAGGAAAACCGAGGAGAUGGAGGUGAUGGAGCUGGAGGAUGAGGGUCGCUCUGGGGAGGAGUCCGAGUCGGAGUCCGAGUACGAGGAGUACACGGACAGUGAGGACGAAAUGGAGCCACGUCUCAAGCCCGUCUUCAUCCGCAAGAAGGACCGGAUCACAGUGCAGGAGCGAGAAGCAGAAGCCCUGAAGCAGAAAGAGCUGGAGCAGGAGGCCAAGAGGAUGGCGGAGGAGAGGCGCAAGUACACGCUGAAGAUCGUGGAGGAGGAGGCAAAGAAGGAGCUGGAGGAGAACAAGCGGUCGCUGGCGGCGCUGGACGCGCUGGACACGGACGAUGAGAAUGACGAGGAGGAGUACGAGGCCUGGAAGGUGCGGGAGCUGAAGCGCAUCAAGCGGGACCGCGAGGAACGGGAAGCCAUGGAGAAGGAGAAGGCAGAGAUCGAGCGCAUGCGGAACCUGACGGAGGAGGAGCGGCGCGCCGAGCUGCGGGCCAACGGCAAGGUCAUCACCAACAAGGCCGUGAAGGGCAAGUACAAGUUCCUGCAGAAGUACUACCACCGCGGGGCCUUCUUCAUGGAUGAGGACGAGGAGGUGUACAAGAGGGACUUCAGCGCCCCAACCCUCGAGGACCACUUCAACAAGACCAUCCUGCCCAAAGUCAUGCAGGUCAAGAACUUUGGGCGCUCGGGGCGGACCAAGUACACGCACCUGGUGGACCAGGACACCACCUCCUUCGACUCGGCCUGGGGCCAGGAGAGCGCCCAGAACACCAAGUUCUUCAAGCAGAAGGCGGCGGGCGUGCGGGACGUCUUCGAGAGACCCUCGGCCAAGAAGCGGAAAACCACCUAAGGGCGGGGGUGCCCAGGGACAGAGGGACAGGGCAGUGCCAGGACUGCUGUGGUCACCAGCCCGUGGUGUCCCCGCCGUGCUCUGCUCCCCGUGCUGCUGUCACCUGGUGGCCUCCUGCCCGGGUGCCAGGGGGGUGCUGCCCUGUCUGUGCUCACCGCCCCCGUCCCACCAACAGCCGUGGCAGCGCCUGAUGGGGCCGUGUGGGCACGUGGUGCCAGCCCCGGCCCCAGCACACCCGAUUUGGGAGGAAUUCACAGACUUUGAUACCUGCCUGGUCCGUGGUGCCUCCGCACUGCGGGCACCUCCCUGCCAGUUGGGCCCCAGUUGCUGUGGGGCAGUGGAGACCCUGUCUCCUCCCCGGUACUGCAGGGCUCGGCGUUUCUACCUGUGGGGUGGGGAGGAGGGGGUGGGGGUAGUAGUUUUGAUUAAAUCAGUUGUUUUCUUA